Lolium perenne is the source of this 2108-nucleotide messenger RNA. RefSeq lists its product as uncharacterized. The record is from RefSeq and is a predicted model, not a curated record. Gene Ontology annotation, biological process: RNA processing; mitochondrion organization. Gene Ontology annotation, cellular component: mitochondrion. Lineage: Eukaryota; Viridiplantae; Streptophyta; Magnoliopsida; Poales; Poaceae. Gene Ontology annotation, molecular function: protein binding; mRNA binding.
ACAAAGCGCGGCCUGGUUCUGCUCGUAUCCUGCUUCCCUGACGACCAUGGCGUCGUCUGACCCCGACGCGCGGCCGGCGGCGGCAGCGAUUGUCGCCCCGGCCGCCGCGCCGCUCGCCGUCUUCGCGUCUCUCCUCGCGGCGCGCCGAUUCGGCGCGGCGAAGUCGAUGCUCCCUUCCCUCCUCACCCCCAGCCUCCUCGCCGUCCCCUUCGCCGACCUCGCGGCCGCCUCCCUCCCGCGCGCCGCUCCACAGCACGCCGUCGCCGCGUUCUACGACAUGCUCUUCCGCGCCUAUGCAGACGCGGGGGCCGCCGACCGCGCGGCCGAGGCUGUCGACCUCACCGUCUCCCGCCUCGGCCGCCUCGACCCCCGCUCCCUCACCUCCUCGCUCAUCUCGCUCCGCCAGGCCGGCCACCUCCCGGCCGCCGUGGAGAUCCUCAACAAGGCGCUCGCUUCCUACCCCGACUCCGUCACGCCUCUCUCGGCGUCCGUCGUCGUCGACGGCUUUUGCAAGGCCGGCCGCAUGGACGACGCGCGCCGGCUGCUCGACGAAAUGCCGAGCCGCGGCGUGAGGCUCAACGCCUGCUGCUAUAACCCGCUGCUCGACACCUACACGCGCCAGAAAAACGAUGGCCGCGUCGCGGAGAUCCUAAAGGAGAUGGAGAAUGCUGGUGUGGAGCUGACGGUCGGGACGUAUACGAUCCUUGUCGGUGGGUUGUCUAAGGCCGGCGAUAUCAGCAAGGUCGAGUCUGUGUUUGACGAGAUGAAGAGAAAGAAUGUGGCAGGCGAUGUUUACUUCUACAGCGCGGUCAUCAACGCGUACUGUCGGGCUGGGAAUGUGCGGAGGGCGUCUGAGGUGUUUGAUGAGUGUGUUGCCGAUGGCAUCGAGCCGAAUGAGCGUACUUAUGGAGCGCUGAUCAACGGGUUCUGCAAGAUUGGGCAGAUAGAGGCUGCGGAGAUGUUGUUCACAGAUAUGCAGCUGCGUGGAGUUGGACAUAACCAGAUUGUUUUCAACACGAUGAUUGAUGGUUAUUGUCGCCAUGGCAUGGUGGACAAGGCCCUCCAUAUAAAGGAGGUCAUGGAGAAGAUGGGCAUUGAGUUGGAUGUCUAUACGUAUAACACACUCGCGUGUGGGCUUUGCCGGGUGAAUAGAAUGGAAGAGGCCAAGACGCUACUGCAUGUCAUGGCCGAGAAGGGUGUCGCGCCAAACUAUGUCAGCUACACUACAUUGAUCAGUAUCCAUUCCAAGGAGGGCGACAUGGUAGAGGCAAGAAGGCUCUUCCGAGAUAUGGAUGGUAAGGGGUCAAGGCCAAGUGCUGUUACCUAUAAUGUCAUGAUUGACGGGUACAUCAAGAAUGGAAGCAUCCGCGAGGCUGAGCGGUUUAAAAAGGAGAUGGACAAGAAAGGGCUUGUCCCAGACAUAUACACUUAUGCAGCACUAGUUCAUGGGCACUGUGUCAAUGGGAAGGUGGAUGUGGCGAUGAGGCUCUUUGAAGAGAUGAAGUCGAGAGGAACCAAACCCAAUGUCGUGGCAUAUACAGCUCUGAUAUCAGGUCUGGCGAAGGAAGGUAGAUCGGAGGAGGCGUUCCAGUUGUAUGAUGAUAUGUUAGGCGCUGGAUUGACUCCAGACGAUGCUCUAUAUUCUGUGCUUGUAGGGAGCCUUCACACGGAUAAUAGGAAAGAUGUUUUGACAUGAAGAGCAAUAUAGCAUAAGGUUUGUCAGGCCGUAUUAUUGUUAGCAGAUGAUACUGUAAAGGAAUUGAACAAAUCCCCUCCUCACGUCCAUGACUGUGAACACCAACACUUGGGACGCCAUUACCCUGUAUAGGGCUUACAUCCUAUGGGGAUUCGGCGUUGCUACCAGGUUGAGGCAGGAUUGUUGCAAGGCGGGCACCAACACUAAGCUGCACCAGUUUGACGCUGUUGAAUGUCUCCACAAGAGGGAUGACCUCAGGUAAGGUGAGGGUCCGUGGCCCAUGGCUUGGUUUGUACCAUGUCGACUUGUAUUAAUAGAAACCUAUUGUUGUACAAUUUUGUUCAAAUAUCUAUUUGGAUGUACUGAAUGGUUAAUUGGUUAUGAGAUGAGGUGAUUGCCUAGUUUGUUCAAA